Colletotrichum higginsianum IMI 349063 is the source of this 1554-nucleotide messenger RNA. RefSeq lists its product as uncharacterized. The record is from RefSeq and is a predicted model, not a curated record. Bases 1 to 1554 code for a protein of 517 amino acids. The transcript has a single exon. Lineage: Eukaryota; Fungi; Ascomycota; Sordariomycetes; Glomerellales; Glomerellaceae.
AUGCUAAGCCGUCACGCCGCCUCCACACCCGACUCCCAAAUGUCUGUCCCACGCCCAGCUACGCAUCACUCUUCUGGAAUGGGCGGGACUCAAACUCUACCGUACCGUGCACAUGGUCCUUCGAGCAUUGGUCCAGAAGACCAACCCGCCUCCCCGAUCGCUACCCCCGGUGCUACCAUAGACACCAAGCCGCCUGUCCUUCCAGAGCCGUGUCGCGUUAGCUCGCCUGGUCCAGAUCGAAGCUUUCCCCGGCUACGAUCAGGUCACCAUCAAAGACAGCAAUCCGUCCCAAACUUCCCCUCCUCCUCAUACGGCACCUACUCCAUCCCCCAGGUCACCGUAUCGCCAUCCAUUGAGAGAGGGAGCGGCCGUCCCCUAUCGGUCACCAUGCCACUCACCGGAGAUAACAGGAGCGGUGGAAGAUCAUCAGAUGCCGGACGAGGCGGUAUUUUGAGCGGCUGGUUGGGUUCUGGGUCUUCCAAUACGGCGGAAGACAACAGCUCAAAGACUCGAGUAGCCAGGAUAAACGAGAACACACUAGAGGGGGUGCCUACGAACAAGUUACGCAGGAGGCAGACAGGCUCUACCGAGACGACACCAAAAGUCACGUCGCCAAGUACAUCACGAUUCGCCUUCUUCAGCUCGCCGUUCUCCAAGAACACCCCAACCCAAGUCGAUCCCAAGCAGGACGAAGAGCUACUAUCACUCAACGUCCAAGACGCUCUGUUCCCCCCGUCAUCUCCAACCCACCGAGAUGCCUUCUCGCCCGCCGCGUUCAAGAACCUUGAAGUCACUGCCGUUGGCCUGUUGACGAAAUUCCAAAGCGCCUACCAAAGACAGAACGCCGCCCUUCGGGAGUUACGCAUCGAAAAAGACGCCCAGAACGACGAGCACGACGAGGCGGAUACACGGAUUCAGCAUCUCAAAGUCCAGCUGGAAAACAUGGCCUCCAAGGUCGCCGAGCAGGAGCAGUCGAUGCAGCAGCUCAUGGCGGAGCUGAAAGCCGAGAAGAAGGCAAGGCACGAAGAGCGAAUGAUGCGCGAACGGGACCGUCCCAUCUCCGAAGGGUCCUCAAUAUCGGAGGAUCUCGGCGUCGACGAUGACCAGGCCAGGCGGAAGUGGAGGAAGAGCGCGGGUUUCGACACGGACGAGGAGAGCGUCGAGGAUGUGAGUGUCUUCUCGCGAUCGCGGAGCCCAACCACCGCCGCCCCUAGCGUGUUUGAGGGAAGCAUCGCGGAGAUGUCACCGGCGCCGCAACCGCACAAGGCCAACACACUUGGACCGCCAAGGGCGACGCGGUCAUCCAUUCAAAAGACCACGCCGCUGCAGACGAGCGUCUUCCAAAAGCUCAUGCGAGGGGUUACCGGCGACGCUGCGAAGGAGGAAGAUGGCCCUUCGUCAUGUGCGAAUUGUUGUGGACGAGACGAGCGAGCGGCAUGGGAUACCGUCAGUCUGCUGAGGGACGAGAACCGUGGUUUGAAGCAUCGCGUGGCGGAACUGGAGACGUGCGUGGACAGUGCAUUGGAUGCGGUCAACGGCAUCAGGCUCGACUGA